Molecule: messenger RNA, 13171 nt
Organism: Bombina bombina (fire-bellied toad)
Lineage: Eukaryota; Metazoa; Chordata; Amphibia; Anura; Bombinatoridae
Gene: SERINC5
Product: serine incorporator 5
Exons: 12
Coding region: 502-1890 (462 amino acids)
Cellular component (GO): membrane
Source: RefSeq, a predicted model, not a curated record
GUCAGGUGAAUCCUGAAACCCAAACCCAACACCGCUUUCUGAGGGAUCCUCCUGCUCUAGUGACGACAGCGGAAGCUGCAGCUGCCCAGAAUCAAAGCAGCAAAUAGUGUGCUCACCCUGGCAUCGGGGCUUAGUGUAGUCCGCUCUUAGCUACAGAGCCGCAGCUGCCCGUGGGGUCAGACAAGGAUAAGGAUCGGGCUGUGUGCGUUUUCUGCCGGGAGCACCGUGCGAAGCGCUUACUAGGGCCGGGACAAGGGCUUCGCUACGGAAAUAACAAAACUUUGGAAGUCUGAUGGUACUGGGAGUGCGGAGGAAACCGUAGUUGUAUAUUGCAAGUACUUCUAUCGUACACAAGGGGUUAACUUGAGUAGUCGCAGCGCAGUGUCCUGGGGUCUCCCUAAGACCCACAUACAUUGUUUCCAGAACUCAGUGCAGCGGUCUUCCUGGUAUAAUCCCACCAUUGUUUAAUUUAUCUUUGGAAUCCUAUUGUCUACAAGCACAAUGUCUGUUGGCUGUUGUUGCAGGCAGUUGGCCUGUUGCUGUGGAACUGCAGCUUGUGCUCUGUGCUGUGCGUGCUGCCCCAAAGUCAAACAGUCUACAACUACACGGGUUAUGUACGCCAUCUUCUUUGUCCUGGUAAUCGUUGUCUGCUUCAUCAUGAUGUCACCAAAAGUGUCUGAUUUCAUGAGCCAACAUGUACCAUUCUACCUUGAUAUCUGUGAACACAUCCAGGCCGGGGAAGCUUGUAACAAGCUGAUGGGGUACUCUGCUGUGUAUCGAGUCUGUUUCGGGAUGGCUUGCUUUUUCUUUAUCUUAUUUUUAUUAACCAUAAAAGUUAAUAACAGCAGGAGUUGCCGGGCCUACAUCCACAAUGGGUUCUGGCUUAUCAAGUUCAUCGUGCUAAUAGCAAUGUGCUCAGGAGCUUUCUUCAUACCUGACCAGGAUACUUUCUUAUAUGCGUGGCUCAUUAUAGGAGCCAUUGGUGGGGGAUUCUUUUUGGUCAUCCAGCUUUUGCUUUUGGUAGAAUUUGCCAACAAAUGGAACAAAAACUGGUUUUCUGGGACCAAGAAGAAUAAACUGUGGUUUGCAGCACUGGCUCUGGUCACCCUUGUUCUUUACACGGUGGCUGUUGCUGCCCUGGGAUUACUUGCUUAUUUUUAUACCCAUCCAGAUGGCUGUCUGCUUAACAAAAUAUUCCUUGGCGUUAAUGGAGGGCUUUGCCUUUUUGUAUCUUUGGUGUCCAUUUCACAUCCUGUACAAUCACGUGAUGAACACUCUGGAUUGCUGCAGUCUGGAAUGAUUAGCUGCUAUGUAAUGUACCUGACAUUUUCAUCCUUGGCAAGCAAGCCAGUAGAAACAAUACUGGAUGAAACUGGGAAGAAUAUCACAAUCUGUGUUCCCAAUUUCAAUAAAGAUUUUAACCAUGAUGGAAAUUUGGUUGCUAUGAUUGGUGCACCCAUUUUACUUGGCUUUAUUUUGUAUUCAUGCCUAUCAUCAACAACACGCUCAAGUUCAGAAGCUUUAAGAAGAAGAUACUCUCCAACAGAAGAAGAAGUGGCACGUUGCUGCUUUUGCUUUACACGCAAUCAAGAAGAUGACCAGGACGAACAUGUAGAAAAAAAAGGAGGGCAAUAUGUUGCCUACAAUGAGGAGAAGACAACGGUGUACCCCUAUUGGUUCUUUCAUUUGGUGUUUUUCUUGGCCACCUUGUACGUAAUGAUGACCGCAACCAACUGGUUUGAUUACAGCAAUGCAGAUAUAGAAAAAUUGUUUACUGGCAGCUUGUCUACUUACUGGAUCAAGAUGGUAUCAUGCUGGGUCUGCAUCUUAAUCUACCUCGGGAAUUUGGUUCUUCCUGUCUGUCGAGCAAAAAAAGGUUCCGUGGUAUAGAAGCUGAGCUGCAAUAAAGCGUUACUUGUGUCAAUAGGUCAGACAAGCUGUUACUGUCAGUUGUGUUUAAAGUCUAUAUUUGGGAAAGCCAACGAGUGGGCAUUUUGUUUGUUGGUUUAAAAAAAAAAAAAGCCAUAUGUUGUUUAGGAUACAUUGUUUGGACACUAUCUUGAUACUAAUGGAAGGGAAACAAACUGUUUGGAUAUGCCGUUUUUUUGUUUUUUUUUAAUAAUAAAUACUUUGUGUUUCUUUUAUUUUAUGUUCUUAUUCAUGUUGGAAAUAAGCCGAACCUAUUAUGUAGCUAAUGCACGGUGCUGGCAUCUUUCUCUUAAACCUUGGGACACAAUUAAGGGCUAUUACAAAUUCAUAUUAAUGACAUUCCCAGCAGAAUCUUCAGGUAUAUAUACACUGUAGCUUAAUGAUGUACUUAAUGAAAAGGAUGACUGAGAGCUACGUUUAUUUGUUGUUGUUUUUUUAAUUUCAAAACAAACCAGAACUGCUUUCAAAUGUAUUAUUAUUGUGGGGAAAUUGCAAAUAGUUGAAAUACAGGUCACAUCUAAAGUCUUCUAAAUUUUCUUACGAUUUUUUUCUGUAUUAUGGUCUUGUGUUUAUCCUUCGCUAUUGUCACUGCCCCAUGAGCCUUUUUAACACAUUCUAAAUGUUAGUAUUAGUGCUACCGAAUCUUUUUACCAAGCAGCAAUACCAUGUACUUUCUUUGUUAAAGGGAUAGAAAGGUCAAAACUGAAAAUGUGCAUAAGGGUGCAUUUCAGAUUAAAAUAGAAUAAUUUUUGCAAUAAAUAUCUAUUAGCAAAAAUGCUUCUAGUGAAAGCUAUCGCUGCUUUUCAGCGGCAUACACAUAUAUGCUGCGAGGGCCUGUGCAUGAGUAUAUAAACGCUGCACAGUCUCAGAGAGUCAACAGUAGUUUGUAUGACACAGGCACAAUACACACCAUCGUCCGCUCUCAAAGGUUGAAUACUGGCGCACGGGCCCUCACUGCAUAUGUGCGUAUGCUGCUGAAAAGCAGUAAUAACUUUUUUACCAGAAGUGUUUUUGUUAAUAGAAGAAUAUAGCAAAAAUGCACCCAUGUACAUUACAGUCUCUUUAAAUAUCUUUUCAUGGAACAUUUAUGUUUGGGACAACAGUUUCCCUCUUCUUUUAAUAAUCUUGUGAUGUCAGCGAGGGCUUCAUAUUCUGAUUUUGUGUCAAUCUGUUGGGGCAGUGUCUACCAGUUUAUACCUAAGUGUGUAUGUAUCUCACUCACUGUCUGUCUUUCUAUUUCUUUCUGCUGAUUUAUCUUUGUAUAUUUAUCUCUCAAUCUCAGCCUCUCUCUAAUUCUUGGAGAUAAUAUAUUUAUGUACUGUAUUUGCUUGAUUAUAAGACUUUUUUUCAGAAAAGAAACUCUGAAAAACAGACAGUCUUAUAAUUGAGGUUGUCUUACUUUCAAGCCUGAAACCGGACAAAAUUCAAGGACACCAGCCCCUGUUUUCACUACAGUAUAACAGGCAGUGAGACCGAGCUCAGUAGCAGCUAGAUUUACCUUUGAGUGGCCCCUGUCUCUUCCCUACUAUAAAAUUGAAACCAGGCAGACUGGGUAGUAGCAGCAGCAGCUAGAUUCUGUGCAGUUAAAGGACCGGCAAACUCAGUCACAUCACAGGCAGAAGCCAUGUGACUGCAGUGAGUGACAUGAUUGGUCCUUUAGUGAACUGGAUCAUUCUAGCUGCAGAUUAGCUACCAGGUAAUACCAGUAAAUGUUAGGUUACAGCUUACUGGAAUUCAUGAUGGGUGCAGCAGAGAGAGGGGUUCAGAAUUAAGAUUAAGAGGGUGAAGGUGAAGAGACAGAGGGGGCUAUUUGUGAGGCAAAGUGGACUGAUAGUUUUCAUAGGUGCAAGAGGAGAAAUGCAGCAUAGUGCUUAGUUAAGCCUUCAUGUCUCAUUUUAAAGGGACAUUGUACUGAUAAUAAUAAAAUGCUCUUAUUGCACUGAUGUUGGACUGAUAAAACAAUAUUUUAUAGCAAAAACUGUGUUCUUUUUUUGGGGAGGGGGGUCGGGUCGUCUUAUAAUUAAGGUCUUUUUUUUUUUUUUUUAAAUAUCCACAUCUGGGGGGCACAAAGCACAAAUAAGCACUGCUCUGAAGACAGGCAGUGAGAGGAUUAGGAGAAGCAUACUCAGGUAGCUGUAUUCUGCUCAGUAGUCAUGUAUUAUGGCUAGCAAGUGGGACUUUAGCUGUUUGUUAAACACAUUAUUUAUCUAGGGUUUAUCAAUGCAAAAAUAUUCUAAAAAUCAUUUUAGAAAUGAUCAGAGCACAAAAUCAUAGUAUGUGGUAUGUUUUGUGUCUCGGCAUUAACGACGCAAUGAAAAGCUUAUUAAUAAGGUUUUUAUGCCUUUACCGUUUUUGGUGUCAGAAGUUUGUAUUUGGUAACCCUCAUAAAAAUAUAUAUUUAUGUACAACCUUUUAUUUAUUUUUUUUCAUUCAUUUCAGUAAGUUUAUUUGGAGAGAAAAAAAAUCAUAUGUCUGGGUAGAAACAGAUAUAUAUCUAUUUGUAAUAAAUAAGACAUUUGGUGUAAAGUAUGUUUCAAGAGUAUAUCCUUAUUAAUUUAAAUACAGAAGAUAUAAAUUGUAUUUGGUAUUAUGGUAUUUAAAUGUUUUAUAUACAAAUACAGUUUUACAAAUAGACAAUGACAGUUCCUAUAUAGUAUUUUGCAGGAAAUAAAACCUUUUUUAUUUAUUAACCAGUAUAAUGUAAGGACGGUGUCUAUUGGGGAAGUGAACAAAUUUAGAAUGGUUUUUGAGCGGCUAAAUUUAUUGGCCUAAUCUGGGCAGACAAAAGUCACUGACCAGAUUAUGUGUAUGGUUAAUUAGGGAAGUUAUUAUAGAGGUAAAUUUAAAGUGAUUGUAAACUUUAACAAAUUAAACCCCAGGAUCAAAAAGUAAUCUUAAAAACAGGGGGACUUUAAUUCAAGAUGUGGGCGGAUUGGUGUUAUGUUUACCAUAAUGCGAAGGUGUAAGUAUUUUUUUUUUUUUUAAACGUCUUUGUAAACUUUAAUGAAUUAAAGUGCCCCUGUUUUUAAGAUUAUUUUUUGAUCCUGGGGUUUAAUUCGUUAAAGUUUACAAUCACUUUAUGGUGGUUUCAACUAGAUAGUUUUUUGUUUUUUUGUGUAUUUAUAUGUGUAAAUACAUAUUAAUACAUAAAUAUAUAUGUAUAUGAAUAUAUACAUAUGUAUGUGUGUUUAUGUGUAAAUACAUAUUAACACAUAUUAACACAUAAAUAUAUAUGUAUAUAAGCAUAUACAUAUAUUAACACAUAAAUAUAUAUGUAUAAAAGCAUAUACAUAUAUUUACAGUGAACACACAGUCCCCAUAGACUGCAAUGUAAAGACACUUUUCAGUGCCGUUUUUUCUCUUGUAAGGUGUAUCCAGUCCACGGAUCAUCCAUUACUUGUGGGAUAUUCUCCUUCCCAACUGGAAGUUGCAAGAGGACACCCACAGCAGAGCUGUCCAUAUAGCUCCUCCCCUAACUGCCAUACCCAGUCAUUCUCUUGCAACUCUCGACAAGCAUGGAAGUAGUAAGAGAGAAGUGGUGUAACGUAGUUGUAUUUUACUUCAAUCAAAAGUUUGUUAUUUUAAAUGGUACCGGAUUUGUACUAUUUUUGUCCCAGGCAGAAAAAGAAGAAGAAUCUGCCUGUGAUCUCUAUGAUCUUAGCAGGUUGUAACUAAGAUCCAUUGCUGUUAUCACACAUAACUGAAGAGAGAGGUAACUUCAGCUGAGGAAUGGCGUGCAGGUUAUCCUGCUAUGAGGUAUGUGCAGUUAAAAAAAAAAUUCUAGAGAUGUAAAUGCUAGAAAAUGCUGCUGAUACCAGAUUUAUGUAAGGUAAGCCUGAAUACAGUGAUUUAAUAGCGACUGGUAUCAUGCUUACUUGCAGAGGUAAUACUCUUAUAGAAUUUCAAUAUAAAACGUUUGCUGUCAUGUUUAAACGUUUUUAUAUAUGCUUUGGUGAUAAAACUUUAUUGCAACCUAGUUUUUUUUCCACAUGGCUGGCUUAAAUUUGCCUAGAAACAGUUUCCUUAGGCUUUCCACUGUUUAGACAUGAGUGGGAGGGGCCUAAUUUAGCGCUUUAUUGCGCAGUAACUUUUACAGACUGAGACAUCCAGCUUUCCUCCAGGAGUCCCCUGAAUGCUAUAGGACCUCUCUAAAGGGCUCUUAGGCUUUCCAAAGUCAUUUGUUUGGGAAGGUAGGGCCACAGCAGGCUGUGGCAGUUUGUUGUGACUGUUAAAAAACGUUUUUUUGAUCCGUUUUUUUAACUAAGGGGUUAAUCAUCCAUUUGCAAGUGGGUGCAAUGCUCUGUUAGCCUAUUAUACACACUGUAAAAAUUUCGUUUAAUUUACUGCUUUUUUUCACUGUUUUUCAAAUUCUGACCUUUUUUAUUUUUCUUAAAGGCACAGUACCGUUUUUGUUUUUUGCUUGUUAACUUGAUUUAAAGUGUUUUCCAAGCUUGCUGGUCUCAUUGCUAGUCUGUUUAAACAUGUCUGACAUAGAGGAAACUCCUUGUUCAUUAUGUUUAGAAGCCAUGGUGGAACCCCCUCUUAGAAUGUGUACCAAAUGUACUGAUUUCACUUUAAGUAAUAAAGACCAUAUUCUGUCUUUAAAAAAUUUAUCACCAGAGGAAUCAAACGAGGGGGAAGUUAUGCCGACUAACUCGCCCCACGUGUCAGGCCCUUUGACUCCCGCUCAAGGGAUUCAUGCUCAAAUGGCACCAAGUACAUCUAGGGCGCCCAUGGCGUUUACAAGACAUGGCGGCAGUCAUGGAUAAUACACUGUCAGCGGUAUUAUCCAGCCUACCUGGGUUUCGAGGAAAGCGAGAUAGCUCUGGAGUUAGAAGAAAUACAGAGCAUACUGACGCUUUUGUAGCUAUGUCUCAUACUCCCUCAUAAUAUACAGAAGCUGAGGAAGGAGAGCUUCUUUCUGUGGGUGAUGUUUCUGACUCAGGGAAGAGGAUUCAACCUGAUUCUGAUAUGUCAACAUUUAAAUUUAAGCUUGAACACCUCCGGGUAUUGCUCAGGGAGGUUUUAGCUGCUCUGAAUGACUGUGAUACAAUUGCAGUGCCAGAAAAAUUGUGUAGAUUGGACAAAUACUAUGCAGUGCCGGUGUGCACUGAUGUUUUUCCAAUACCUAAAAGGUUUACAGAAAUUAUUACUAAGGAAUGGGAUAGACCAGGUGUGCUGUUCUCUCCCCCUCCUAUUUUUAAGAAAAUGUUUCCAAUAGAUGCCACCACACGGGACUUAUGGCAGACAGUGCCUAAGGUGGAGGGAGCAGUUUCUACCCUAGCUAAGCGUACUACUAGCCCUGUCGAGGACAGUUGUGCUUUCUCAGAUCCAAUGAAUAAAAAGUUAGAGGGUUACCUUAAGAAAAUGUUUAUUCAACAAGGUUUUAUUCUACAGCCCCUUGCAUGCAUUGCCCCAGUCACUGCUGCUGCGGCUUUCUGGUUUGAGUCUCUGGAAGAGGCUUUACAGUUAGAGACUCCAUUGGAUGACAUGCUUGACAAGCUUAGAGCACUUAAGCUAGCCAAUUCUUUUGUUUCUGAUGCCAUUGUUCAUUUGACUAAACUAACGGCUAAAAAUUCUGGUUUUGCUAUUCAGGGGCGCAGGGCGCUAUACCUUAAAUCAUGGUCAGCUGACGUCACUUCCAAGUCUAAGCUGCUUAACAUUCCCUUCAAGGGGCAAACCCUAUUCGGGCCUGGUUUGAAGGAGAUCAUUUCUGAUAUCACUGGAGGAAAAGGUCAUGCUCUUCUUCAAGAUAGGUCCAAAUCAAGGGCCAAACAGACCAAUUUUCGUGCCUUUCGAAACUUCAAGGCGAGUGCGGCAUCAACUUCCUCUAAUGCAAAACAAGAGGGAAAUUUUGCCCAGUCCAAGCAGGUCUGGAGACCUAACCAGACCUGGAACAAAGGUAAGCAGGCCAAAAAGCCUGCUGCUGCCUCUAAGACAGCAUGAAGGAUUGGCCCCCGAUCCGGUAACGGAUCUAGUGGGGGGCAGACUUUCGCUCUUCGCCCAGGCUUGGGCAAGAGAUGUCCAGGAUCCCUGGGCGUUGGAAAUUGUAUCCCAGGGAUAUCUUCUGGACUUCAAAGCUUCUCCUCCAAAAGGGAGAUUUCACCUUUCACAAUUAUCUGCAAACCAGAUAAAGAGAGAGGCAUUUUUACACUGUGUUCAAGACCUCCUAGUUAUGGGAGUGAUCCACCCAGUUCCAAAGGAGGAACAGGGACAAGGAUUCUAUUCAAAUCUGUUUGUGGUUCCCAAAAAAGAGGGAACCUUCAGACCAAUCUUAGAUCUCAAGAUCUUAAAAAAAUUUCUCAGGGUCCCAUCAUUCAAGAUGGAGACUAUUCGUACCAUCCUGCCUAUGAUCCAGGAGGGUCAAUACAUGACUACAGUGGACUUAAAGGAUGCUUAUCUUCACAUUCCGAUACACAAAGAUCAUCAUCGGUUUCUCAGGUUUGCCUUCCUCGACAGGCAUUACCAGUUUGUAGCUCUUCCCUUUGGGUUAGCUACAGCCCUAGGAAUCUUUACAAAGGUUCUGGGGUCACUUCUGGCGGUCCUAAGGCCGCAGGGCAUAGCAGUAGCCCCUUAUUUAGACGACAUUCUGAUACAGGCGUCAAAUUUCCAAAUUGCCAAGUCUCACACGGACAUAGUUCUGGCAUUUCUGAGAUCGCAUGGGUGGAAAGUGAAAGAAGAAAAGAGUUCUCUAUCCCCUCUCACAAGAGUCUCCUUUCUGGGAACUCUAAUAGAUUCUGUAGAAAUGAGGAUUUACCUGACGGAGUCCAGGUUAUCAAAACUUCUAAAUUCCUGCCGUGUUCUUUAUUCCACUUCUCGCCCUUCGGUGGUUCAGUGUAUGGAAGUAAUCGGCUUAAUGGUAGCAGCAACGGACAUAGUGCCGUUUGCCCGUCUACAUCUCAGACCGCUGCAACUCUGCAUGCUCAGUCAGUGGAAUGGGGAUUACACAGAUUUGUCCCCUCUACUAAAUCUGGAUCAAGAGACCAGGGAUUCUCUUCUCUGGUGGCUAUCUCAGGUCCAUCUGUCCAAAGAUAUGACCUUUCGCAGGCCAGAUUGGACAAUAGUAACGACAGAUGCCAGCCUUCUGGGCUGGGGGGCAGUCUGGAACUCCCUGAAGGCUCAGGGAUCAUGGACUCAGGAGGAGACCCUCCUCCCAAUAAACUUUCUGGAACUAAGAGCGAUAUUCAAUGCUCUUCAAGCUUGGCCUCAGCUAGCGACAAUGAGGUUCAUCAGAUUUCAGUCGGACAACAUCACGACUGUGGCUUAAAUCAACCAUCAGGGGGAACAAGGAGUUCCCUAGCGAUGUGGGAAGUUUCAAAGAUAAUUCGUUGGGCAGAGAUUCACUCUUGCCACCUAUCAGCUAUCCAUAUCCCAGGUGUAGAGAACUGGGGAGCGGAUUUUCUAAGUCGACAGACUUUUCAUCCGGGGGAGUGGGAACUCCAUCCGGAGGUAUUUGCACAAUUGGUUUAACGUUGGGGCGAACCAGAACUGGAUCUCAUGGCGUCUCGCCAGAACGCCAAACUUCCUUGUUACGGAUCCAGGUCCAGGGACCCCAAGGCAAUGCUGAUAGAUGCUCUAGCAGCGCCUUGGUCCUUCAACCUGGCUUAUGUGUUUCCAUCGUUUCCUCUGCUCCCUCGUCUGAUUGCCAAAAUCAAGCAGGAGAGAGCAUCGGUAAUCUUGAUAGCGCCUGCGUGGCCACGCAGGACUUGGUAUGCAGACCUGGUGGACAUGUCAUCCCUUCCACCUUGGACUCUGCCUCUGAGACAGGACCUUCUACUUCAGGGUCCUUUCAACCAUCCAAAUCUAAUUUCUCUGAGACUGACUGCCUGGAGAUUGAACGCUUGAUUUUAUCAAGGCGUGGCUUCUCCGAGUCAGUUAUUGAUACCUUAAUUCAGGCAUGAAAGCCUGUCACCAGGAAAAUCAUAAGAUAUGGCGUAAAUAUCUUUAUUGGUGUGAAUCCAAGGGUUACUCAUGGAGUAAAGUCAGGAUUCCCAAGAUAUUAUCUUUUCUGCAAGAAGGAUUGGAGAAAGGAUUGGCAGCUAGUUCCUUAAAGGGACAGAUUUCUGCUCUGUCUAUUCUUUUGCACAACCGUCUGGCGGAUGUUCCAGACGUUCAGGCAUUUUGUCAGGCUUUAGUUAGAAUCAAGCCUGUGUUUAAACCUGUUGCUCCACCAUGGAGUUUAAAUUUGGUUCUUAAAGUUCUUCAGGGUGUUCCGUUUGAACCUGUUCAUUCCAUAGAUAUCAAACUUUUAUCUUGGAAAGUUCUAUUUUUGGUAGCUAUUUCCUCGGCUCGUAGAGUUUCCGAGUUAUCUGCCUUACAAUGUGAUUCCCCUUAUCUGAUCUUCCAUGCAGAUAAGGUAGUUUUGCGUACCAAACCUGGGUUUUUACCUAAGGUGGUAUCUAAUAAGAAUAUCAAUCAGGAGAUUGUUGUUCCGUCAUUGUGUCCUAAUCCUUCUUCAAAGAAGGAACGUCUAUUACACAAUCUUGACGUGGUUCGUGGUUUAAAGUAUUAUUUACAAGCUACUAAAGAUUUUCGGCAAACAUCUGCUUUAUUUGUUAUCUACUCUGGACAGAGGAGAGGCCAAAAGGCUUCGGCAACUUCUCUUUCUUUUUGGCUAAGGAGUAUAAUACACUUAGCUUAUGAGACUGCUGGCCAGCAGCCUCCUGAAAGGAUUACAGCUCAUUCUACUAGAGCUGUGGUAUCACACAUGGGCCUUUAAAAAUGAGGCUUCUGUUGAACAGAUUUGCAAGGCGGCGACUUGGUCUUCGCUUCAUACCUUUUCAAAAUUCUAUAAAUUUGAUACUUUUGCUUCUUCGGAGGCUAUUUUUGGGAGAAAAGUUUUACAGGCAGUGGUACCUUCCGUUUAAGUACCUGCCUUGUCCCUCCCUUCAUCCGUGUACUUUAGCUUUGGUAUUGGUAUCCCACAAGUAAUGGAUGAUCCGUGAACUGGAUACACCUUACAAGAGAAAACAUAAUUUAUGCUUACCUGAUAAAUUUAUUUCUCUUGUGGUGUAUCCAGUCCACGGCCCGCCCUGUCAUUUUAAGGCAGGUAUUUUUUAACUUUAAACUACAGUCACCACUGCACCCUAUGGUUUCUCCUUUCUCUUGCUUGUCUUCGGUCGAAUGACUGGAUAUGGCAGUUAGGGAAGGAGCUAUAUGGACAGCUCUGCUGUGGGUGUCCUCUUGCAACUUCCUGUUGGGAAGGAGAAUAUCCCACAAGUAAUGGAUGAUCCGUGGACUGGAUACACCACAAGAGAAAUAAAUUUAUCAGGUAAGCAUAAAUUAUGUUUUUUCUUAUCACCCCACAUCCUCUCACUUUAACCCCUAAAACUGCUUUGUGCAGUUAUUAUUUAAAAACAUAAAGAUGCUACAUUUUUUUAAUUUUAAUAAAGUUACCAUACAGUUUGUUUUGGGCGCAGUUGGGGGGGACAUUUUUCAAAUUAACCAGAUAUCAGAUUUUCAAGUGCUAAUUGCGACAGCGAGCUUGUGGUAGCAUUAACCAGUCAUUUGUAAUGGCUGGUCAUUUAUCGUGUGCCCGUAAACAGUCGAUUUAGUCCUCUUACGGGUUCUUGUUAAAUUAGUGCUCCACUUGUAAUCUAGCCUUAAAUAGGUCCUGGGGAGAUCACUGUAAAUGUAUAUUGUUAAACAUUUUACAGACAUUCCUAGUAUAAAUAUUGUAUUUAGCUCAUAAAAGGUUUACUUGCCACAAUUUCUCACUAUGCUCCAAGACUGGUACUUGGGGUAUGUAAAUGAUGCCAGUCUCACUGGCACUAAGGGCAGGAUAAUGUUUUUAAUAUUCAUUUAGGAAGAGAAGUUCACUAGAAUUUCAGCAUAUGUCCUGUAUCUACUUACUCUGGGUUGAAUAUAGUUUCCUUAUAUCUAAUAUUGCUAGUUAGAGAUAAUGCCAGAUCUAGUUGUUCCGUGUUUCUAAAUGCGGAGGUGCCAUACAUCUUGUAGCUGUUUUGCAUCUGCUCAGAGCAAACAAAGGCGGAUUGAUCUUGGUGCCAUGUUAUUAGAAAAAAAAGGUAUAAACGUAAAAAUAUAAAUUCUGUAUUUUGCUAGAGCAUUUUAUUAUUAAACACAUUUUGUUUUGUAUUUUUUUUUUAAAUCUCCCCCCCCCCCCCCCCGAGUGUUUAACUACAGUAACACAUAAAGUUGUAUACUGAAGCACAAUGCAUUGCUGUGCCUGAGAAGGAUACAGUGAUUCAGCCAAUCAAAAACAUCAUAUGAAUGUAUCUGCCAAUCAGCAGCUGUGUCCUGUUCAGGAACUGCAAAGUAGAGAAAGUUGGACAUGUGACUUUAAAUAUAUCUUUAACCCAAUGAAAGUGAUUAAACACAAUGAAAAAAUGGUUUGAAAAUAAAAUAGAAGAUUUUAUGUCCUAUCCGCUUUAAAAUGUUAUUUUAUUCUCUCAUGCUGAAAUUUACUUUGCAUUAUUCUAAGAGCUGCCCUUUGUGUACUCCAGUAGAAUAGGUUAUGCAUUUUUGUCAUUUUCAGUUAUUUGUAGAGUUUCAACAGUUCAGCCCUGGGUUUCUUUCUAGCGUUGGUAUAAAAAAAAACUGGUCAGUCUUUUGUAACAUCUUAAAAUCAAGCUUGCAUUGAAUAAUUAAUCCUUGUGAUAAUGUUGUCUUUGUUUAAUUUGCUUUGCUAGAUCUGUAGAGGUCGACAGACUUGCUAUUUUUUUCACAUUGUAAUGUGUAGGCUACAUAGAAGUGUUUGUCUUUCAUAUUUACAUCAUUUACAAUAUUUAUUUUGCUGUACAGUGUACUGGAAUUUGCUUUCACCCUAAUUAAAAUGAGAUGAUACAUUUUUAAACAAAAAAAAACAAUUUAUGAUAUUCAGUUUUUUGCUUUUUUAUAUAUAAUGCUGUUUCGGUUUAUUGAAUAUUUUGUUCAUAUAAAAACUUUAUGAAAUGUUAUAUUGUAAAUUAAUAUAAAUAGAUAACAAUAUACCAAAACCUGAUGUAGUAAAAUAUUUGGAAGCUUUUAAUAUACAUGGUGCUGCGAAAUCAAAGAAUUUCAGUGGGGUUCUAAGCCGUUAUUUUAAAUGCAUAUUGUAUAUUUUUUACUUUUUACAAACAUUUUUAUGUAAUUUGGUCUCAGUCAGAAAUCAACACUAUGUUUUUAGGGUCAGCACCAAUAUUCAGUACUGGAAAACAUUACUGACAACUGUGUUUUCUCAGUUUUUUUUUUUUUUUUUCAUUUGUAUUUUAUUGUUUUUAAAAUAAAGAAAAUGAAUAAAUGA